Molecule: messenger RNA, 1973 nt
Organism: Brachypodium distachyon (stiff brome)
Lineage: Eukaryota; Viridiplantae; Streptophyta; Magnoliopsida; Poales; Poaceae
Product: putative F-box/FBD/LRR-repeat protein At5g44960
Exons: 3
Coding region: 117-1616 (499 amino acids)
Molecular function (GO): protein binding
Source: RefSeq, a predicted model, not a curated record
GUGGAACCCAGGAGGAAACCGCCAUGUCCGUCAACAGAUCCAAAGCAGAGGCUAGGGGAUCGGAUGGGAGGACGGAGGCGGCGAGGUUUGGGAACGAAAUUUAGGGCUAAGGUCCAAUGCAGGGCAUGCCCGUUUUGAAACAGAGGAAACGUAAACUUGUACUGUGCGCUUAUGGGAAAACCUCCAAAUUACCCACACGGGCCAUGAAGAAGGCGGCGGCAGCAGAGGUACCUGUGGCGGCGGCGGCGGUACCCGCGACCACAAAGGAUGGUGGCGGAGGCGGCGAUCUCAUAAGCAACCUCCCUGACGCCAUCCUCGGCACCAUAAUCUCCCUCCUCCCCACAAAGGAUGGUGCCCGGACGCAGGCGAUCUCCCGCCGAUGGCGCCCCCUCUGGCGAUUAUCGCCUCUCAACCUCGACGCCACCGGCCUGUCCUUCAGCGAUUCCAACGGCUUCGCCAUCAUCUCCAGGAUCCUCUCCGACCACCCUGGCCCUGCCCGCCGGUUCCACUUCCCCUACAUCCGCGUCCACUAUUACGCGGACUAUUAUUCAUCUCAGAUCGAGAGCUGGUUCCUCUCCCGUGGCCUCACCAACCUUCAGGAGUUGGACAUCAGCUUCAAUCAAUUUGCUAAAUUUCGACUUUUUGUAUAUACAAGUGACUGUCCUGAGCCUUGCCUGCUGCCAUCAUCCGUGCUUCGCGUCGCAUCAACCCUCCAGGUGGCCAAAAUCGCCUCUUGCAAGAUCGCUCAUCCGCUGAAUUUACCCGUCCUCAAGCAGCUCACUUUACAAUCCGUUUCCAUCUCCGAGGAUGUGCUCCAUGGGCUCAUCUCUGGCUGCCGUGCCUUGGAGACUCUAGUUUUGGAUAUACUUCAUGAUGUGGCCCUCCUCCGCAUUAGAUCACCAACUCUUAAGAGCAUUGGUCUAUGCGCUUGGACUUUGCGCGAAGGAGAAUUGGUCGUCGAGGAUGCCCCUCACCUUGAAAGGUUGCUACUACCUCGUCGGGGCUUAGGAUGCAACAUUAUCCGGGUAAUCAGGGCACCUAGACUGGAGAUUGUUGGUCCUUUGUUGCCCGGCGACCACGAAAUCAAUGUUGCAAACCAAGUCUUCCAGAGAGUAAUCCCAGCCAGCUUGGAAAAUCCGAUAUGCACCGUGAAAGUUCUGGCUCUCCGAUUUUCUGGCCCUGACUUGAAUGCAGUUCUUGACAUCCUUCACUGCUUCCCCUGCCUGGAAACUCUCUAUGUCAUUUGGAACAUAUUUUGGCAAAGAGACCUGAAAAACGUGAGUCAGUGUGACCCACUAGAUCCAGUCAAAUGCCUUGAAACCCAUCUAAAAAAACUGGUGUUGGGAAAUUACGAAGGAAGUGAGGAAUAUGCCAGCUUUGCCAAGUUCUUUGUUUUGAAUGCGAAGGUGCUGAAAGAAAUCAUAUUUGGAGUCGAUCAGAAGAUCAACAUGGCAUGGGUGGCUGAUCAACAUAGGCUGCUGGAAGUGGAAACUAGAGCCUCCCAAGAUGCUCAAUUUGAAUUCAGGUUUGUUUCUUCCAAGUAUAUUGAUGCCCAUGACCUGUCAAUUGCCGAUCCUUUCGACGGCUCAUGGGUAGGCAGUGUAGAUGCUCUUUAGAAAGAAGCAUAUCCUUAUUUGUGAAUGGCCGAUCCGAUUGGCUGCUUGUUCUGUAGACGAGGCUGGAUACCUGAAGAUCAUAUUGUUCUUGCUCGUUUUCUACAGGGGACUGAUGCUCGUUUUCCGUCCAAUACUCAAAUUUGAUGCGGCUUUUCUAUUUCUAGUCUGAAGCUCCUUUGUAAUAAAUCCCAUGAGGGUAUGUCAUCCAACUGAGAGCUAGUAAGAUCAGCAUCAGUCUCCUUGUUUUGUCUUUUGUCUGAAAAAGGAGUAUGUAUUGCAACCUAGUUUUUGUUCCAGUUUCCGUCUGCACUGCAAUGCUUGCAAUUAAAAGAUAUCCGCAUACUUCUCUUUUGCUUC